This is a messenger RNA of Tricharina praecox, 2776 nucleotides long. Its product is annotated as putative Ku family DNA helicase. Gene Ontology annotation, biological process: telomere maintenance; cellular response to gamma radiation; cellular response to X-ray. The record is from RefSeq and is a predicted model, not a curated record. Gene Ontology annotation, molecular function: damaged DNA binding; telomeric repeat DNA binding; double-stranded DNA binding. Gene Ontology annotation, cellular component: nucleus; Ku70:Ku80 complex. Bases 281 to 2446 code for a protein of 721 amino acids. The transcript has 6 exons. Lineage: Eukaryota; Fungi; Ascomycota; Pezizomycetes; Pezizales; Pyronemataceae.
CGCUAGAGUAAUAUGUAACUACAUAGGCGCCAAAAGGGCCAGGGGCCAAGGGCCAAAACACGUUGUCCAGUGACUCAACGACAGGUAACGCCAGCUGUGGACAACGGACGCGUCUUCCCGGCCAACCUUUCACCGUGUCAACGCCCACGACAACGCCCACGUCCACGACCAGCAACACGACCACGAUCAGCACCAGCACAACCACCACCACGCACCACCAUCCCCAGCACGCACCCUCAUCACCCCGCCCACCCCCUCCUACCCUUCCACAACCCUCGAAAUGGCGGACAAGCAAGCCACGCUGUACAUCAUCGACGUGGGGCGGUCGAUGGGCCAGACACGGCACGGCCGCAGCGAGACGGAUCUUGAGUUCACGAUGCGCUAUGUAUGGGACCGGAUCACGACUACCGUAUCGAACGGGCGGAAGACGGAUCUCGUCGGUGUUGUGGCUGUUAGGACUGAUGGCUCGGAGAAUGAACUUGCGCAGGAGGAGGAUUACGAACAUAUCAGUGUUUUGGCGCCGCUGUCGCAGUUCCUGAUGCCGCGACUGCGAGAGCUGCAGCUCGCACUCCAGCCCAGCAGCACCAACCAUGGCGACGGUAUAUCCGCGCUAAUCAUCGGGGUGCAGCUGAUCGCGUCGCACUGCAAGAAGCUGAAGUACAUCAAGUCGAUCGUAUUUGUAACGAACGGCACUGGCUCGUUCGACACGGACGGGAUCGAGAACGUCGUCGCCGAGAUCAAGGCGCAGAAUAUCAACCUGACUGUGUUAGGGGUCGAUUUUGACGACGAGGAGUAUGGUGUUAAGGAGGAGGGGAAGGCCCAGGCUAAAAGAGAGAAUGAGAAGGUGCUGAAGGAGCUGGCCGAGGCGACGGGCGGCGGAUUUGGAACUAUCGCCGAGGCCGUGGCGGAGCUGGGACGCCCACGGUUGAAGGCUGUCAGGCCGAUGGCUAGCUAUAAGGGGAAGCUUACGCUGGGCGAUGCGACAAAGUACGAUACCGCACUGGCGAUAGAUGUCGAGCGAUAUCCCAGGACGGCGGUCGCAAAGCCGGUGUCGUGCAGCCGGUAUUAUGUUACGACAGAAUCCAAGGAAGGAGAAGGCGAAGAAUCCGCGCAGACAAUGCCAUUGGAAGAUACCAGCACAAAGGACAUCGAUACCGUGAAACAACAGCGCACGUACGAGGUCAGGGCCGAUAACAAGGAGGGCAAGAUGGAAAUCGAUAAGGAUGCGACGGAGAAAGGGUACAAAUACGGACGCACCGUGGUCCCGGUCAGCCAGACGGACGAGGAGGUGGCCAUUUUGGAGACAGAGCCGAACAUGGACAUCAUAGGGUUCAUUCCGGCGGAAGGGUACAAACGUUACUUUCACAUGUCGACGACAAAUGCCAUCGUGCCACAGAAAGGCAACAGCAAGGCGGCUGUUGCGCUGUCUUCGUUGAUCCACGCGCUGUACGAACUUGAAUCAUAUGCGCUGGUUCGGUUUGUCAAGAAGAGGAUGGAUGCGCCUGUCAUGAUGGUGCUUGCGCCGGAGAUUGAGGCCGAUUUCGAGUGCCUGAUCGACGUCCAGGUUCCUUUCAUAGAGGAUGUCAGACCCUACAGGUUCCCGCCUCUCGGCAAGGUGAAGACGGUGACCGGGAAGGCGCUGGACAAACAUCGCAACAUCCCGACCGACGACAUGGAAAAGUUCAUGAGCGACUACGUUGACAGCAUGGACAUCUCGGAGUUCGGGAAGGAUGACGAUGGAGAGCCAAUGGAAUACGCACCGGUUGAAGAUACCUACUCGCCGAUAAUACACCGCAUCAACCAGAUUAUCAAGCAUCGCGCCAUCCAUCCGAAGGAUCCGUUGCCGCCACCCUACGAUAUCCUGUUGAAGUACUCGCACCCACCCGAAGAAGCCGUCGAAAGUUCGAGGAAGCACCUCGAUAAGCUGAUAAACGCUUGCGAUGUCAAGAAAGUCGAUGUCAAAGCUCGGAGCAAGAAGCGGGAACGAGAGCAACCAAAGCCCAAGUCUGGUCUCGAUCUCGAGGCUCUUCUCAGCGCCACCCCUGCUAGCAAGAAGCCCAAAAUUUCUCUUGAGAAUGCGAUUCCCGAGUUCAAGCAGAAGCUCGGGGCUCUGCAGGAAGAAUCCGAGUUCCACCAGCUCGGCACACAGAUGUUCGACCACGUCAAAGAACUCGUUAAAUCUUCGCUUGCAGAUCUGAACUACAACCGCGCCUGUGAGAUCUUGCGGGUCGUCAGAGAGGAGUUCAGAGACUAUGAGUUUGCCGAUAUCUAUAAUGCCCAAAUGCGGGCGUUGAAGAAGGACAUCAUCGAUAAGAAGCUCGACGGUGAUCGGAACGACAUGUUGCAGACCAUCCGGAAGUUUAAUCUGGGCCUUAUUACCACGGAGGAAGCGGGUGAUACGUCGGAUGUUACCGAAGAUCAGGCAGCGGAGGUAAGGUUUCGUUGAACUCUAUUACUAAGUGCUGUUACUGACACAGUUGGCAGUUUUGGAAGAUUUGAGGUGUGUGGACGCAUGGUGAGGAAGGGUAGGAGUGUCCCUUACUGGGUCUUUGGUUUCUUGAGCUCUCAGUUGGAAUUCAAUUUGUCCUUGUGCACUGAGCAAUGCUGCGGAAAGUAUGGUGUGACACCACAGCCGCAAGGUGCAGAUAAUAGAUCCGUAAAUACUUUCGCUGGUGGAUCUAGGCGAGACGUCCGUCGUCGUCACAUCACAUGGAAACCCCACUCUAGAGUCUAAAGCGGUGAUGCGCGCGGGAAAGAGGAGGGACGAUCGUCUGCA